Messenger RNA from Penicillium arizonense, 1200 nucleotides. RefSeq lists its product as uncharacterized. The transcript has 3 exons. Bases 1 to 1200 code for a protein of 399 amino acids. NCBI's taxonomy places the organism in Eukaryota, Fungi, Ascomycota, Eurotiomycetes, Eurotiales, Aspergillaceae. The record is from RefSeq and is a predicted model, not a curated record.
AUGUCGUCCAAACUCGAUCCUUCGGCAUUAAAGUAUGCCUUGUUUCUGUGUUGCGGUCGGUCGGUUGCCUCACACGAGCAAGGCGCAUCUUGCCCACUAGCAGUCCUGGACCAGGCCGAAUCGCCUGAUUUUGAGGAACAACUGCGGUCAGAGGCACCCGCUGAGAGCAAAGGACAUAGCCCUCUGCAUGUUAUUCCCCUUGAUAGUACCCCAACCAUCAGUUCACGAGGCCCGACCGACAUGGUGCUGCAUCAUCAGCCUGAGCCUAUUUACUUCCGCCAUGAUAUAACGACAGGUCACAGUGUUUAUAUGUUCCUCCAGGCAAAAAGCGACCUCCGCAAUUUGGUACAUGGCCUUUAUGAAGGCCUCCGACAAUCCGAGCCUUGUUCCUGUACGAACAGCAGCACCUGCAGAUGCAAGGGAGACUCAAGCCUGCAUCCACUGGCCUUACAUUCCGCGAUAUUAUUCUACAUCCUCUCAACGCGAUCAACCGAGCUCGACAAUCUUGUCAAAUGGCUCCUAUGGAUCGAAACACAGCUUCACCAAGGCUCGCUCUUCGAGAUAACCGACUCCGAUCGCUUCUCGAAAUACGUCCAACUGCUACACAAAAUGUCUCGGAACCUAAUCACACUCGAACACAAUAACCAGCGGGACACAUCAAACAUCGACCAUCUAUUACAGGACCAUACACGACUCGGUCGGCUAGCGAAGCGUUACAACGGCGGUGCAAACAUAAAAAACAGAGUCCACGACCGUGUUCGAGAUGAUCUCCUCGCUCUACGUGACUUCUGCGAGGACAGACAUCGCCGUAUUCUCAACCUCCGUCAACGGACUAACAACUUUAUCACGCUUCUCUAUAACCUAAUUACAGGGCAUGAUAGCACGGUCAAUUUGCGCAUAGCUACCCAAAGCGCGAGCAUAGCGCGCGAAGCACGUAAAGACAGUAUGUCUAUGAAGAUCAUUGCGGCCGUGACAUUGAUUUACCUCCCUGCCACAUUCGUGUGUAGCUUGUUCGGGACGAACUUGGUCGCUUUUGAUACGUCUCCUGGUUCAACUCGGUCUGACUUUGUCGUUUCCCGGUGGUGGUGGCUUUAUCUUGCUUUUGCUGUACCGUUGACUGUGUUGACUAUAUUUGGGUUUUGGCUGUGGCGGCGAUUUCGGGAGACGCCAAGAGUGAGAGAGAAGAAGUAUACUGACUAG